Molecule: messenger RNA, 594 nt
Organism: Chenopodium quinoa (quinoa)
Lineage: Eukaryota; Viridiplantae; Streptophyta; Magnoliopsida; Caryophyllales; Amaranthaceae
Product: glutathione S-transferase T3-like
Exons: 1
Coding region: 1-594 (197 amino acids)
Source: RefSeq, a predicted model, not a curated record
AUGUGGUCUGUUGCGGAGGAUGAAGCUCUAAUUGGUUUGUAUCUUCAAUUUAGUGAAGAUGCAAUUGUUGGUACAAACCAAAAAGCAGCUGCGCUAUGGCGAAAAAUAUCUGCAGCAUAUGAUCAAGCGCAGGCUGAGAAACCCCACAUCCUACCGCCAAGACCUUUGAGGAGUUUGGAAAGUCGUUGGAGAAGGAUGGCAACUGAUUUAAUACAAUGGAGUAGUUGCUAUGACGAAGCUGGUAGGGCAACUGGAAGUGGUUACAACGAAGCAGACCGAAUUAAUAAUGCAAGUAAGUUAUUCUAUAUUUCCUCCAAGCCUACUCCACAUAAUUUUAAUUGUCACCAUGGUUGGGAAAUGGUUAAAAAUGACCCGAAGUGGAGGACAAAACUGAGAUGGGCGUUGUCAAGAGAGGAAAGAUUAGCUUGCGGUGAUGCGGUCGAAGAUGACAGUAGUGGAAGUGAAAAGCGGUGUAGAACUGAAGAUGAAGAUGAUGUUCCCGUUACCGGUUUCUGUUUUGGAGGUCUUCCUCGACCUGAUGGCGUUAAAAAGGCAAAGUCCAGGCGUAAUAAGGGAAAAGGGGUGGCUUUUUAA